AUGGGUUUCUCCAAGUACACUGCUCUUGCUCUUCUUGCUCUGCGUGCUGUUAGCGUUUUCGCUGCGGAUGCCGUCGAAGAAGAGCUCGAGACUCAUGCCGCAUUACCCAAUCUUGCCGUCUCAGUUUCUGCAUCCUUCCCCAAUGCUGAGGUCUUUGGCGUCAAGCUCAUCAAUGGGCACGCGACACAGGCUGUGUUGAGUUUCACGAACAAUGAGGCAGAACCUGUCCAAGUAGCUCUCAUCGGAGGCGCGUUGUCCUCUUUGCAGCCAAUCGCACCUGGACUUCACCCCAGCGCAGCUAUUGUCCGCAAUAUCACUGCAACCCGCUACGAUGUCGAGAUCCCAGCUGGCGAGAAGCAGACGCUCCCAUACACGUUCACCACGGAUCUCCACCCCCAGGACCUCCGGUUAAACUUGAUCGCCGUCAUCUCUAGCCAGGCGGGCAAUGUCUACCAAGUUCAGGCUUAUAACGAGACUGUCAGCGUUGUCGAGGCUGCUACCAGCAUCUUUGACCCCCAAAUCAUCUUCCUGUACCUCUUCCUCCUCGCCGCCUUCGCCGGAACCCUCUACUUCGUCUACAAGACCUGGAUCGAGACUCUCUUCCCACAAUCCAAGCGCGGGGGCAAGGGUGGCGAGCGCGCCAAGCGCUCAUCUGGCGGUUCCAAGAAGGCCGUGGCUCCCGAGGACCAAGUUUCCGUAAUUGGUGCAGAUGGACCGGCUGUUACUACUGGUGCUGAGGCUCAGAAGGCGUAUGACGAAAGCUGGAUCCCGGAGCACCACUUGAACCGCCCGACUGCCAAGCGCGUCAAGAGCGGUGCCUCGUCGAAGCAGAAGACUCGCGUUGUGGCCGAAUAA
Molecule: messenger RNA, 855 nt
Organism: Hyaloscypha bicolor E
Lineage: Eukaryota; Fungi; Ascomycota; Leotiomycetes; Helotiales; Hyaloscyphaceae
Exons: 3
Coding region: 1-855 (284 amino acids)
Cellular component (GO): endoplasmic reticulum membrane; endoplasmic reticulum
Source: RefSeq, a predicted model, not a curated record